AUGGCAAAGGUUCAAGUGGAGGAAGUCAGAAGGUUCAUAGAGGAUUGUUUGAGAUCUGUGGGUGCACCGGACAGCGAGGCCAAGGCGCAUGCCGCGUUAUUACUGCACGCUGACGUCACUGGACAUUUUAGCCAUGGCUUGAACAGAUUGGUGUUUUACAUUAACGACAUAGAAACGGGUUCCACCAACCCGAGUGGCAAGCCGGUAAUUCUACAGGAGUCUGCGGCGACAGCGCUGGUGGACGGCGACAACGCUCUCGGCUCCACUGUUGGCGAUUUCUGCAUGGAUAUAGCGAUUAAGAAAGCUAAGGAAAUGGGAAUCGGACUGGUCACCGUUAAACAGAGCAACCACUUCGGCAUGGCUGGCUGGUGGGCCCUGAAGGCGGAGCAGCAAGGCCUCAUCGGGCUAGCGUUCACAAACUCAUCUCCAGUUUCGGUGCCAACCCGGGCAAAGAAAGCGGCCUGCGGGACUAAUCCUAUCGCGAUGUUCGCCCCUGCUGCAGGUGGAGACAGUUUAGGAGUAGACAUGGCUACCACUACCGUUGCAGUCGGAAAGAUUGAAAUGCAAGUACACAAAGAGGAGCCAAUACCAGAAGGCUGGGCUCUGGGUCCCGAUGGGCGGAGUACUACGGACGCUGAAUUGGCUCUAAAAACGCAGCGUUUGCUUCCGCUAGGUGGCUUUGAGCAAACAAGCGGUUACAAAGGUUAUGCUUUGGCUAUGCUCGUAGAAGUGUUAUGCAGUGGAUUAUCAGGUUCGUUAGCAUCACAUCAAGUACGCUCUUGGUCUAUGUACGAGACCAGUAAACCAGCUAACCUUGGACAAUGUUUCAUCGCUAUCGACCCGCGAUUCUUCGCUCCCGGCUUUGAAGACAGAAUGGCUGACUACUUGCAACAUUUACGCAAUUUAGAGCCAGUGGACCCAUCUCUUCCGGUGCUAGCUCCAGGUGAUAAGGAGCGUCAACACAGUGAGCUGACACACAGCUGUGGUACCAUCACGUACGCUCACAAUAUCAUCCAGCUUUAUGAAACUAUAGCGGACCGACUGGGCGUCCAACCGAUGCAAUUGAAAUUA
Diatraea saccharalis (sugarcane borer) is the source of this 1071-nucleotide messenger RNA. NCBI's taxonomy places the organism in Eukaryota, Metazoa, Arthropoda, Insecta, Lepidoptera, Crambidae. The record is from the annotation of a GenBank genome assembly.